GUGGGGGCGGAAUGGGCAAGCAGGGGAAACCAAAGGCUUAGUGCACUAGCGUACAGAUGCUCUGUGUGGGUUCAACUAGUUUCUAUUAUUACACUAUGUGCAAGUUGCUUUGCUAAAAAUGAGGUCCCUGUCCCAAAGAUCUCACAGUAAAGGGGAGACAACGGAGGAAGGGGCAGAUGUCCUGGUGAGCUGUUGACUGAGAACUGUUGAGCCCUGCUGUAUAGAAAUAUGAGCAAUAAGAUAGGAAGAGGAUGGAAUCAUGGAGACCUAAGGCACAGUUUAUAGUUGCAAAGAACCCUGGGCUACCAUGUUUGAACUGUCUGGGAGGUGACUUCCUGGGAUUUAUUUGAUGAAGGAAUACAGCAUCAGGACACUUGUGAUGUUUGAAAAAGCUGCCAUCUAAUGAAGGAAAACUAUAAAGUGGUUUUCAAAACGAUCCCUUAAAGAGGAAUGGUUUGGUGAUGGAUCAUUCUUACUGACUGAUGGACUCGAAAGAGAAAAGCUCAUCUGAGCAAGAAGGAGCAAGAGAGAGAGGCCUGGUCUAUAUGUGGCAGGCUGGUUGCUGUUGUCCAGCUCCAGAAAGACUUCCAGGUUGGAGUGGAAAGACCGUAGUACAGGCAGCGCUUGGAGUGAACCAUGGUGUGCUUCUGUCAGAUGGUGGUAUGGUUUACAGCUUUGGAAAACUUCCCUGGAGGGUUGAGCUUGAAGACACUUAUAUCAAUUGUCCCAUCUUGGAAACGGCUUUGAGUGGACAGCAUGUUGUUACUGUGGCAGCUGGCAGCUUCCAUAGUGGAGCCGUGACUGAAAGUGGUGUGGUGUACAUGUGGGGGGAAAAUUCUGCUGGCCAGUGUGCCGUAGCUAACCAGGCCACCGUGCCAGAACCAAACCUCAUCAGUAUUUCUGAUUCUGAAACCAGCCAUGUCUUGCCAAUAAGAAUUUUGCAGCUGGCAUGUGGAGAAGAGCACACCCUGGCACUCUCACUCAGCAGGGAAAUAUGGGCAUGGGGAAGUGGCUGUCAGCUGGGUCUCAUAACCACUACUUUUCCAGUGACCAAACCACAAAAGGUCGAGCACCUGGCAGGGCGCGUUGUGCUGCAGGUUGCUUGUGGAGCCUAUCAUAGCUUGGCUCUUGUACAAUGCCUCUCCAGUCAAGACAAAAAGCCUAUCCCGGAGAGAUGCAAUCACUGCAGCCAGCUGCUGAUUACCAUGACUGACAAAGAGGACCAUGUCAUAAUCUCCGAUAGUCACUGCUGCCCAUUGGGCGUGGUUCUGGCUGACUCCCAAUCGGAAAGCCGCAUUUCUUGUUCCUCGCUAGAAACUCUUGAGGGGAAGAGUGUAACGAGCAGCCAAGGUGAGGACUGUCAGAAAACCCUUACUGAAGACCAAACGCUGCUUGUUGCGGAGUCUGAUGUGGCAAGUGUGUUUUCAAACAGUGAUGGACAUGAAGACAGUGGCAUUUCCAGUCCAGGAAAUCCCUUGAUAACUGACAAAAUGGCAGUGAAGCAACAUUUGAUGAGUCUUCCAGAUCAGUCAUUAAAUGAGAGGGCAACGAAGCAAAUCAGUCUAGAACCUGAACAGGAAUCUCAAGAGGAUGAUCUCAUUGCUUGCCUGCCCAGCCCCCCUGGUCCAGGUACAUCAGCUCUGAACAGCCUGGUAGUCUCCUGUGCAUCAGCAGUUGGUGUGAGAGUGGCUGCUACAUAUGAAGCUGGGGCCUUAUCUCUGAAGAAGGUAAUUAACUUCUAUGGCACCGCUCCAGGUGAGGCAGCAUCCCCAUCUGGUGGUGGUUCUUCAGGCAUGGAUGGACUGAAGGACAGCAGAGAAGAGCAGGUCAAGCUGGAGUCGAUGCAAGGCAAGAAGAGUUCCAGCUUAGUAGAUAUUCGAGAAGAGGAAUCUGAAGGAGUCUGUCGAAGACUUUCCCUUCCUGGUUUGUUGUCCCAAGUUUCUCCAAGGCUCUUGAGGAAAGUAGGACGAGCCAAAAUGAGGACAGUGGCACUCACGCCAACCUACAGUGGUGAAGCUGAUGCACUUCUUCCAUCUUUACGAACAGAGGUGUGGAGUUGGGGGAAGGGAAAAGGAGGACAACUAGGACAUGGUGAUAUCUUACCAAGGCUUCAACCAUUAUGUAUAAAAAGUCUUGAUGGCAAAGAAGUAAUUCAUUUGUCUGCUGGUGGCCAUCAUUCCUUGGCACUCACUGCCAAAUCGCAGGUAUAUUCAUGGGGCAGUAAUACCUUUGGACAACUUUGUCACUUGAAUUCUCCUACCACAGUCCCUCGCCUUGCAAAGGUAUGCAAUGUCAGCAGCAUCUGGAACACAGCAGCGGGUCCAGAUUAUUCACUAUUCUUAGUAGAUGGAGAAGAUUUUCAGCCUGCACUAUAUUACAGUGGUCGAAAAGAAAGGGGAGACAAUGAUGUUUCAUCUGAAAAUAAUUGCUUAGAGAGUCCAACACUGUUACUGAGCUGUAGUAAGCUAGGGUAUAUUAGCAGCAUGUCAGCAGGUGGGAGUAACUGUUUGGCUUUAGUGGACAGAAACAUUAUGGGAUACAUCGCUAGUCUGCAUGAGCUGGCUUCAACAGAGAGACAAUUCUACACCAAAUUGAGUGCUAUAAAAUCUCAAGUUCUUAGACCCCUCUUAGGAUUAGAUAAUCUAGGUGCUGCAUCAACUGUCCAGCUGUUGCAAGAAAUGGCAAGUAUGUUCAGCAAACUCUGUUACCUGAUUGGUCAGCAUGGAGCCUCUUUGACUAGCUUUCUUCAGGGAUUAAAAGAGGCAAAAAACUUGGCUACCCUGAAGCAUUCAAGCCUCUUUUUGGAAAGUUACACUGAGUAUUGUACUUCCUUGACAAAUUUCCUGGUGAUGGGAGGAUUUGCUCUUCUUGCCAAGCCAGCAGUGGAUUUCUUAAGUAAAAACCAGGCAUUGCUUCAGGAUCUGUCAGAGACAGAUGAGGAGACCUGCCCAUUAGUGGAAGUGCUAAAUACUCUGUUUUUCUUGCCAAUUAGACGACUUCAUAAUUAUGCUAGAGUUUUGCUAAAGCUUGCUACGUGUUUUGAAGUGACAUCUCCAGAAUAUCAGCGCCUUCAGGAUUCCAUUUCUUCUUAUGAAACCCUUGCUGUCCAUCUCAGCAGGAAAAGGAAAGAGGCUGAAUACACGCUGAGCUUCUGGAAGACCUUUCCUGGGAAAAUGACAGAUUCCUUGAGAAAACCAGAGCGACGUUUAAUCUGUGAAAGCAGCAAUCGGGGACUGUCACUUCAGCAUGCAGGGAGAUUCUCAGUAAACUGGUUCAUCCUCUUUAAUGAUGCUUUGGUCCAUGCUCAGUUCUCAACUCAUCAUAUUUUUUCCUUGUCCACACUGUGGGUAGAGCCUGUUUCAGAAGAGUCUGGUAAUACAAAUGGUUUGAGAAUCACUACGCCUGAGGAACAGUUCAUUCUUAUUUCAUCAACACCACAGGAAAAGACUAAGUGGCUGAGAUCUAUAAGUCAAGCUGUGGACCAGGCCUUAAAAGGGACAUCUGACUUGCCUCCAUAUGGGAGUGGUGGAAAUAUUCAGAGGCAAGAGCCUCCCAUCUCCCGAAGUGCCAGAUACACUUUUUACAAGGAUCCACGGCUUAAGGAUGCAACUUAUGAUGGGCGAUGGCUUUCUGGGAAACCACAUGGCAGAGGAGUCUUGAAAUGGGCUGAUGGAAGGAUGUAUUCUGGCAUGUUCCGAAAUGGCUUGGAAGAUGGGCAUGGUGAAUACAAGAUGCCAAACAAAAUACUGAACAAGAAUGAUCGCUAUGUUGGAUAUUGGAAAGAGGGCAAAAUGUGUGGACAAGGAAUCUACAGCUACACCACUGGAGAAGUAUAUGAAGGGAGCUUUCAGGAUAACAUGCGUCAUGGCCAUGGCCUCCUGCGCAGUGGCAAACUGACUUCUUCCUCUCCCAGUAUGUUCAUUGGCCAGUGGGUGAUGGAUAAGAAGACUGGAUAUGGGGUAUUCGAUGAUAUCACAAGGUUGCUUUGGUGGAUAAUAGUGCUCUCCUGUCCCUCCAGGGGAGAAAAAUAUAUGGGAAUGUGGCAAGAUGACCUUUGCCAAGGCAAUGGUGUUGUGGUAACACAGUUUGGAUUGUAUUACGAAGGAGCCUUUAACAACAAUAAAAUGAUGGGAACUGGAGUCCUGCUUUCUGAAGAUGACACAGUGUAUGAAGGAGAGUUUUCCGAUAAUUGGACCCUUAAUGGAAAGGGAACAUUGACUAUGCCAAACGGAGACAUGAUUGAAGGUACCUUCAGUGGAGAGUGGGGAUCUGGGAUAAAAAUUACUGGAACCUAUUUCAAACCCAGUUUAUAUGAGCAUGAGAAGGACCGACCCAAAACACUGCGGAAGCUUGGAAUCCUUGCUGUUCCUGCUGAUGAAAAGUGGAAGGCAGUGUUUGAGGAAUGCUGGCACCAGCUAGGCAGUGAGCAACCGGGCCAUGGAGACAGGUGGAAGGCUUGGGAUAACAUUGCUGUUGCCCUGACAACCAAUCGGCGUCAACACAAGGACAGUCUGGAACUUUUGAGUAGGUCACAUACGCAAACGCUAGAAAGUUUGGAGUUCAUUCCACAACAUAUUGGUGCCUUCACACUGGAAAAAUAUGACAACAUCAAGAAAUAUCUAAUAAAGGCAUGUGAUACUCCUCUGCAUCCUUUGGGAAAACUUGUUGAGACUCUUGUAGCUGUAUACCGAAUGACUUAUAUAGGAGUGGGAGCCAAUCGGCGACUGCUGCAGGAAGCGGUCAGGGAAAUUAAAUCCUACCUCAAACGCAUCUUCCAAUUGAUCAGAUUCCUCUUUCCUGAUCUUCCUGAAGAGGGCAGCACAAUUCCACUUGUAGUAACUGAGAACAAGGGAAGGCGGUCCUUCUGCAGUGGAAAAAGUAACUCCAGACCAGAGUCUCCAGAACCGGGCUAUGUGGUCACCAGCUCUGGGUUGCUACUUCCUGUGUUGUUACCACGACUCUACCCGCCUUUGUUUAUGCUGUAUGCUUUAGACAAUGAACGAGAAGAAGAUGUUUACUGGGAGUGCGUUCUCCGUCUGAACAAACAACCAGAUAUAGCUCUGUUAAGCUUUCUGGGAGUACAAAUGAAAUUUUGGCCAACCACUGCAUCUAUUCUUGGUGAAAAUAAAAAGGUAUUGCCAAAUACAAAAGAUGCCUGUUUUGCCUCCGCGGUGGAGUGUUUACAACAGAUCAGUACAACUUUUACACCUGCUGACAAACUUAAAGUGAUCCAGCAGACCUUUGAGGAGAUAUCCCAGAAUGUUCUUGAAUCUCUCCAUGAAGAUUUUCUUUGGUCCAUGGAUGAUUUAUUUCCUGUUUUUCUGUAUGUGGUCCUACGUGCUAGGAUAAGGAAUUUGGGGUCUGAAGUGCACUUGAUCGAGGACCUCAUGGAUCCCUAUCUCCAGCAUGGGGAACAAGGAAUUAUGUUCACUACUCUAAAGGCGUGUUAUUACCAGAUUCAACAUGAAAAGCUCACCUAAGCCAAUAGCUUGAAUAUGGAAGACUUCUGAAGAGAGCUUUAUCCUUCAUUUCUAAAGUGAUAUUUAAGAAGAAGAGUAGAUCAUCAUGCUGUGGGUGUCAUACCUGGACCUCCUUUUAAGGACAGAAAAACCAAAGCCCUAAAACCAACUGAAAAGAGAGAGGAUGGAAGAAACAAAAGAUUUGCAGGAUAGCUGCAAUUUGAAAAGAAAAAAAACUUUUCAAAAUGGCAAGGUUGAUUUGCGUAGCAUGGCAUCUGUUUGGAAAUUGUAUAAAAGCAGUAGGAUGUACUGCUUCUUAAAUGGAAGAGGGUGCCAACUUUAUGCUUUUUGAAGGACUGAAAUGCACUAUAGAACCACUCAGUGUCUUUCUCAAUUAAACUGCCUAGGUUUGUGUCUUACUAAGAAAAAGUUUGCCAUAAAUAGCCUGCUGCACGUUCUGACUCAAAACGGUCUCUGGAAUCAAUUUUGAAAGUAGGGUUACAGAGAGCAACCACAAGAGUUGCUGUGGUAACGAUCAAAAUUUGAUGAACUUGCUACUUCCAUAGUGGUAAGAAUAUAGAAACUGACACUUUGUUUGCUAACUGUUUAACUUAAAGGCAAUGGUCAAUGUGAAUUUCAGCACUGAAUUUGUAUUUAAUAUGUUUACAGAACUCAUGGUUCUCAUGCUUCUGAGUCUUGGAAACUCAAGACUCGAGAUGAACAAAAAAUACAAGUUGUUGAUAGAACAGUUUUCCUUGUGUGAAGUCUAGGUCUCACAAAGGUGAGAAGGUCUGAAUUAAAGAGUAUGCGAAGUCAAAAUUCAGAUAUUGGCUUUCUACACUGAGACCCCAUCAUAAGCUAUGCCUAGCUGUCAAGAAGAAAACCUUUUAAUGCUAUUUUUGUCAAAGUAUUGUAAACAAACAAAGCUUUCUUAUUGUUCUUGUGUAUCCUCUUGUGACCUUUUCCUUGGUUUAUAUGGAUAAUGUUAGUUGAUGUCUUGGAUAAAACAGGUGCUGUUGUUCUUUACUAUGUCUUCACAAAUGAGUGGAAAAUAUAGAAAAAAAUUAUUAUUUUUUGGCUAAAGUUAACUUGAGUUAGUCAGUGCAAAUCACUUCUGGAUAUCUGAAUCAUGGCUUGUGUGUAGCUCCUUUAUUUAAAAGAAAUUAUUGCUGGGAGCUGUGACUAUAAAUGGAACUGUUUUUAUAAUAAAUAAUAUUGCUAACACUGUGA
This is a messenger RNA of Hemicordylus capensis (graceful crag lizard), 6689 nucleotides long. It is a transcript of the gene ALS2, whose product is annotated as alsin Rho guanine nucleotide exchange factor ALS2. The transcript has 35 exons. The record is from RefSeq and is a predicted model, not a curated record. Lineage: Eukaryota; Metazoa; Chordata; Lepidosauria; Squamata; Cordylidae. Gene Ontology annotation, molecular function: guanyl-nucleotide exchange factor activity. Bases 483 to 5480 code for a protein of 1665 amino acids.